AUGCCGAACGUACAGGUGUCGAGCAACGUAUCAUCCGCAGGCGUGGACAAGGUCAAGGUCAUGGCUGCCAUCUCCAAGGCACUGGCCACAGCCCUGGAUAAGUCGGAGCAAGUCGUGAUGGUGCACCUGAACCUGGACAUGCCUAUGCUGUUCCAGGCCUCGGACGCUCCGUGUGCCAUGAUCCAAGUCAGAAGCAUUGGAAAGGUGGAUGCCCAGCACAACCCCACGACAGCGUCCAUGCUGACGGAGACCGUAAGCCAGGAGCUGAACAUUUCCAAGGACCGCAUCUUCAUGAACAUCGACGACGUGCUGCGCUCGAACUGGGCCAAGGGCGGCGUGCUCAUCCCGGAGCCCAAGUAA
This is a messenger RNA of Phytophthora nicotianae INRA-310, 360 nucleotides long. RefSeq lists its product as hypothetical. Lineage: Eukaryota; Oomycota; Peronosporomycetes; Peronosporales; Peronosporaceae. Gene Ontology annotation, molecular function: phenylpyruvate tautomerase activity. The coding region runs from base 1 to 360 and encodes 119 amino acids. The record is from RefSeq and is a predicted model, not a curated record. The transcript is spliced from 3 exons.